Euleptes europaea (tarantolino) is the source of this 2029-nucleotide messenger RNA. RefSeq names its product Ran GTPase activating protein 1 (gene RANGAP1). The record is from RefSeq and is a predicted model, not a curated record. The coding region runs from base 36 to 1778 and encodes 580 amino acids. Gene Ontology annotation, cellular component: perinuclear region of cytoplasm; cytosol; nucleus. NCBI's taxonomy places the organism in Eukaryota, Metazoa, Chordata, Lepidosauria, Squamata, Sphaerodactylidae. Gene Ontology annotation, biological process: activation of GTPase activity; signal transduction; nucleocytoplasmic transport. Gene Ontology annotation, molecular function: GTPase activator activity; small GTPase binding. The transcript has 15 exons.
UUUUCUCAACUGGCAAGGCUGACACAGCCGAGAACAUGGCAUCAGAAGACAUUUCUAAGCUGGCAGAGUCGCUUGCCAAAACACAGGUGGGCGGAGGACAGCUGAGUUUCAAAGGGAAAAGCCUGAAACUCAAUACAGCAGAAGAUGCUGAAGAAGUGAUUAAGGAAAUUGAGGAGUUUGAUGGCAUGGAAGCACUUCGUCUGGAAGGGAACACUGUAGGUGUGGAGGCAGCAAAGGUCAUAGCCAAGGCUUUGGAGAAGAAACCUGAGCUCAAGAGAUGCCAUUGGAGUGACAUGUUCACUGGAAGGCUAAGAUCUGAGAUUCCUGCUGCUCUGAUCUCUCUUGGGGAGGCCCUUGUUUCUGCAGGCUGCCAGCUUGUAGAGCUGGAUCUGAGUGACAACGCCUUUGGGCCAGAUGGGGUGCGUGGAUUUGAGGCGCUGCUGAAGAGCCCUGCCUGUUUCACCCUGCAGGAACUCAAGCUAAACAACUGUGGCAUGGGCAUUGGCGGUGGCAAGAUCUUGGCACGAGCUCUGCAAGAAUGUCACAGGAAGUCAAGUGCUCAGGGCAAGCCUUUGGCUCUGAAAGUAUUUGUUGCUGGCAGGAACCGCUUGGAAAAUGAUGGUGCGACUGCUAUUGCUGAGGCUUUCCGGAUUAUUGGUACAUUGGAAGAAGUGCACAUGCCGCAAAAUGGAAUCAAUCAUCCGGGAAUUACAGCCUUAGCGCAGGCCUUUGCUCUCAAUCCCUUGCUGAGAGUGAUCAACCUGAAUGACAACACUUUUACAGAAAAGGGGGCUGUGGCCAUGGCAGAGACCCUGAAGAAACUCAGACAAGUGGAAGUGAUCAACUUUGGUGACUGCCUGGUGCGUUCAAAAGGUGCUGUUGCCAUUGCUGAAGCUGUUAAAGAGGGGCUCCAUAAACUGAAGGAGCUCAACUUAUCCUUCUGUGAAAUCAAGCGAGAUGCUGCUCUGGUUAUUGCUGAAGUUACUGAAGAUAGGUCAGAGCUAGAGAAGCUAGAUCUCAAUGGCAAUUGCUUUGGGGAGGAAGGCUGCGAACAGAUUCAGGAGAUUCUUGAAAGCUUCAACAUGGCAGAUGUGCUUGGAUCUCUGAGCGAUGAUGAAGGGGAAGAUGAUGAAGACGAGGAUGAUGAUGAAGAUGACGACGAUGAGGAAGAGGAAGAGGAGGAGGAAGAGGAGGAAGAAGAACCUCCUCAGAUGCAGGAGAGGGGGCAGGGAGAACAAGAACUGCUAACACCUAAAAAAAUUUUAGACACUCAUGAGUCCACUCCAGUGUCUUCCACUCUUCCUCCUGUGGACGUUGGCAUGUUUCUUGCAUUCCCCUCUCCAGAGAAACUAUUACGACUGGGCCCCAAGUGUUCAACCUUGAUAGUUCAGCAGACAGACACGUCUGACAUUGAGAAGGUAGUUACGGUUUUUCUGAAGAUCUCUUCUGUAUUCAAAGAUGAACCAACAGUGAAAACAGCAGUGCACGAAACAACAGAUACGUUGAUGAGGGAAGCCUUUUCUUCAGCUACCUUCAAUUCUGAUGCUUUCAUUACCAGCCUCCUGAUCCAUAUGGGAUUACUCAAGAGUGAAGAGAAGAUCAAGGCUGUUCAAAGCCUUUAUGGCCCUCUGAUGACUGUAAAUCACAUGGUCCAGCAGGAUUAUUUCCCGAAGUCUCUUGUCCCAAUACUCUUGGCCUUCGUCACAAAGCCCAACCGUGCUUUGGAUUCCUGUUCUGUUGCCCGCCACUUACUGUUGCAGACUCUCCAUCAGCUGUAACACAUGAGCAGCUGCACCCAUCUGUGUCAUAGGACUGUCAGCAAAGCAUUCCAAGAUGGAGAGCAGGAAAAGACAAUUAGAACUUAGGGAUGAAACACUUGUCAUGUCCUGUCACCAGGAUGUCUUGCUGCCUUCUGCAAUAACAAACUUUGAGGAACUCUGCACUAUGCUUUUUAUGUUUUUGUGGGUUUUUAUUAUUAUUAUUAUUUUAAACUCCAUGUUUCCAAAGUGAACUCUGCCAUCCCUGUUUU